AUGGAUGAACGGGACCAGGCGACUGUGGUAGGCGGGACCACGUCGUUCACACGAGAAGAACAACCAGAAGAACGGAACAAGAAUGAAGUGACGCUGCUCGAAAUAAAAAGGAAAGUCCAAAACGAGAAGGAGGCACAGAAGGACGACCAUAAACAGAGAAAGUUCAAAAUAAUUAACUAUACAUCCAAGGAUAGUCUUGUAAGCAAAGUAGAGAAGGACUUCUUCCUUUACUUUUGUUUCUUAUGUGGUUAUAAUUGUUUAAUUAGCGAAACAGACGUAGCAGAUUUGCCAAGGAGGACGACGGACGGAUCGAUCAUAUUUCCCUUUAAAAAAAUUGUUCACAAAAAAUUUCAUAAAACGAAAAAGGAACAUAUACUUAUAAGAAGAAAGGAAGAUGCGUUGGAAGUUCAGUUCCGUAUUCUAUGCAAAGAGUGUGGAGUUCCUAUUGGCUAUGUCAACAGCCUAGACCAAGACAACGCGUUCAUUUAUUACUAUAGCUAUUCCUUUGUUCGGAGCCAGACAAAGUCGAGACUUUUUAAGGACAUCUCUCUGUGA
Plasmodium knowlesi strain H is the source of this 555-nucleotide messenger RNA. RefSeq lists its product as uncharacterized. Bases 1 to 555 code for a protein of 184 amino acids. NCBI's taxonomy places the organism in Eukaryota, Apicomplexa, Aconoidasida, Haemosporida, Plasmodiidae. The transcript has a single exon. The record is from RefSeq and is a predicted model, not a curated record.